Medioppia subpectinata is the source of this 387-nucleotide messenger RNA. NCBI's taxonomy places the organism in Eukaryota, Metazoa, Arthropoda, Arachnida, Sarcoptiformes, Oppiidae. The record is from the annotation of a GenBank genome assembly.
AUGCAAGAGACGUACGGCUUUGUGAUCGAGAAGCUGUUGGCCCACGAGUACGACUCCGACGCCGAGAACUACGAGUGCAACUUUAACCACAGCUUUUACUUAAGGGCACAGAUGUUGGCGCCGAAGAACGGCCGCAGCUAUAAUCAGUUGGCACUGUUGGCUAUGUAUCAGAACCGCCGGUUAGACGCCGUGUAUUAUUAUAUGCGAAGUCUGGCCGCCAGUAAUCCAUUUUUGACGGCCAGAGAGAAUCUGUUGACCAUUUUUGAUGAGUGCCGCCGAAAGUACGAAUUAAACGAAAGGAAACGCUUGGUUCUGAACCUCCGGUUAGCGGCGUUUGCCGCGCUUCUCAACCUCUCAAACCGGCGGCUAUUCUUAGCCGAGCUCUAA